AGCUGGGGCCGCCUAUUGCCAAGCAGCCUCCAAUCUCACGCCAGAAAGAUCCCUUCGCCUCAAAUUGAAAAAUUAACAGACAAGCGUCAAUCAACAACUGAGCCACAGCCCACCCUUUUGAUUACGUCUCUCUCUCUCCUUGUUGUUCGUUGAAAGGAAAAUAAACCCAAGUCCGAAGCAACACGUAAUCGUUAAUACAGUGGUAGAGAUCGAUCUCAGUGGUUGAGGAAAAUGGCGACUCUUCAAACAUGGAGAAAAGCUUAUGGCGCUCUUAAAGAUUCCACCAAAGUGGGUCUCGCUCAUGUUAACAGCGAUUACGCGGAUUUGGAUGUGGCCGUUGUCAAAGCUACUAACCAUGUCGAGUGUCCUCCAAAAGAAAGGCAUCUCAGAAAAAUCUUCGUUGCUACGUCAGCGGUUCGGCCUCGAGGAGAUGUUGCUUAUUGUAUUCAUGUGCUUGGCCGCAGAUUGGCCAAGACUCAUAACUGGACGGUUGCAUUGAAAACACUCGUAGUUAUCCAUAGAGCAUUGAGGGAGGGCAAUCCUACUUUCAGAGAAGAACUUUUAAACUUCUCACAGAGAGCACGUAUUCUCCAACUUUCUAAUUUCAAGGAUGAUUCUAGUCCUCUUGCAUGGGAUUGCUCUGCCUGGGUACGCACAUAUGCAUUGUAUUUGGAAGAAAGGCUUGAAUGCUUUAGGAUUCUGAAGUAUGACAUUGAAGCUGAGCGUCUUCCGAGACCUGCUGAGGGGCAGGAUAAGGGUUACAGCAGAACCAGGGAGUUGGACAACGAAGAAUUGUUGACACAAUUGCCUGUUCUGCAACAAUUGCUUUACCGUCUUUUUGGUUGCCGGCCGGAAGGUGCUGCUAUAGGCAACUAUGUUAUACAAUAUGCAUUGGCUUUGGUACUGAAGGAGAGUUUCAAAAUUUAUUGUGCUAUUAAUGAUGGAAUUAUUAAUCUUGUGGACAAGUUCUUUGAGAUGCCAAGACAUGAGGCUGUCAAAGCUCUUGAUGUGUACAAGCGAGCUGGUCAGCAGGCUAAUAGCCUUUCUGAUUUCUAUGAAGUUUGCAAAAGUUUGGAACUUGCUAGAAACUUCCAGUUUCCUGUUCUCAGGGAGCCACCACAAUCUUUUCUCACUACCAUGGAAGAGUAUAUUGGAGAGGCACCACGUGUGGUUUCUGUUCCCACAGAACCGUUGCUAUUAACCUACAGACCUGAGGAAGCCCCUUCUGAAGAUACUAAAUUAUCAAAUGAUGAACCUGAGCCAUUUGCUCCUGCUGCUGCUGAUGCAGUUCCCAGUGUUGAGAUUGCUGCUGCUGAUCCUCCCCCAACUCAGACCAACAUGGACACUGGAGAUUUAUUGGGGUUAAAUUAUUCAGCGCCCGAUGCCUCAGCAAUUGAGGAAAGUAAUGCUUUAGCUCUAGCCAUAGUACCAAAUGAAUCUGGUACUGCUUCGACAGUUACGUUUAAUGCUGGCCAGCCAGUAGAAUUUGAUCCAACUGGAUGGGAACUUGCUCUUGUCAGCACACCAAGUACCGAUAUUUCUGCACCUACUGAUAGGCAGUUGGGUGGCGGAUUAGACUCACUCAUCCUCAACAGUUUAUAUGAUGCUGCAGCAUAUAGAGCUCAGCAGCCUGCAUAUGGACCUCAUGCUCCAAAUCCAUUUGAUGUACAAGACCCGUUUGCCAUGUCAAAUAACAUUGCUCCCCCUCCAGGAGUGCAAAUGGCAGCAAUGGCUCAACAACAGAACAAUCCUUUCGGUGCUUACCAGCCUACUUAUCAGCAGCUGCAACCUCCGUCGAAUCCAUUUGGUGAUACGGGGUUCGGGGUGUUCCCGGUGAACCAAAUGGCUGAUGUUGGUCGGCCACAUGCCAAUAAUCCAUUUGGAAGCACUGGCCUAUUGUAAUGUUGAAUCUGGAGUAGCUCAGUUUGCAUAUUUUGGUUGGAACGAUCUUUUCGUGACGAUGAAAAGAGCGUAGGUUGUGUUUUACCCACGGGAUGAAUGGCUUUCAGCAGCUAUCUUAUUACUUUGAUAAUUCCACAAUUGGUUUUGAACA
Messenger RNA from Hibiscus syriacus, 2053 nucleotides. Its product is annotated as putative clathrin assembly protein At2g01600. Gene Ontology annotation, biological process: vesicle budding from membrane; clathrin coat assembly; clathrin-dependent endocytosis. The record is from RefSeq and is a predicted model, not a curated record. Gene Ontology annotation, molecular function: phosphatidylinositol-4,5-bisphosphate binding; 1-phosphatidylinositol binding; SNARE binding. Bases 232 to 1902 code for a protein of 556 amino acids. The transcript has 15 exons. NCBI's taxonomy places the organism in Eukaryota, Viridiplantae, Streptophyta, Magnoliopsida, Malvales, Malvaceae. Gene Ontology annotation, cellular component: clathrin-coated vesicle; clathrin-coated pit.